AUGAGCAUCCUGGGUGGGCCCUUGUUGGAAGAGAACGAGGUCGAGGACUUGCUUCGGAAGUAUCCGCGCUUUAAAGGAGCGUUGCCACCCGAGGCGAGGCUUUGGACUGAGGCCGAGCUCGAGACCUUCUUGGCCAGCAAUGGGAGCCGAAAACCCACGGACCUGAGUGAGAACGGGGAGAAGAAGCCCCCAGUGAACUGUGGCCUGCUGACCAAAGCCAGGUUGAAACUGGCUGAGUUUAAGGUCGAAGAAGCUACGCUGGAGUAUCUCUCCUAUUGCAAGCACAGGCAGCAGAGGUCCAACUUUUGUACGUUGCCUCAGAUUGCCUCCUGCAGCCCAGUUCCACGCGUGCGCGCUGCUCCCACCGUCUCCCACGUCUCCAACGGCUACGCCGGUGAGCGCGAGCCGUCGCUCCGGAACGCUACACCGGUGACUCUGGUGCCCAAGCGCGGGCAAGAGCCGGUGUGGCGGCACUGGAACUUGAACUUUUGGAAGGAGGCCUGUGGUCUUGAAUACUGCAACUGCCGAACUCGCUGGCCCGCCUUCGAGCAGGACGAUUCAGGCAUGGAUGGCAUUUGCAUUGAGGCUGGCCUUGUGGAAUACUUGGAGUACAUGCUGGUCGUUGAGAUCCAAGAUGCUGCUUGCAUGGAAGACCAGGCAUUGGCCUUCCCUCGCUUGCAGGUGGGUGAUUUUUGCCCCUUCGUGAGUUCAUGCAGCCGUUUCUUCAAAGAUCACUGGCACACCUGGACACCACCGGGAGUUGAAGACCUCACACACCGCUGGUGCGAGUUCUAUGGCUCCAUUUUUGAGCAGGAUCCGAUCCAUCAGCUGGCGCAAUUCUACCGCUUGCACUUCGGAGUCAUUGGAGCUGUGAGUCGAUUACACCGGAUCAAUCAUCAAGCGCAGGAGUGGAUGCUUCAGAUGGAAGGCCAACGCUUGGUUUUUCUCUUCCCGCCGGAGGACACGGAGAAUAUCUACGAGCUCGUAGGCGGCUUGGACGAACACCGCUCCGAUGGGAGCUUCGGGUAUGCCACGCACAUCAGCGAGGUGAACCUCUUCUUCCCCAGCUCGAAGCGUCAUCCGCUCUUCUCGAAGUGCAAUGCGCUGGUGUCCCUCCUUGGCGAAGGCAAGACCUUGGUGAUUCCCUCGGGCUGGUGGUGGACUGCCAUUAGCACGCAGCCCUCCGUGACGCUGCACCACACCUAUUGGAGCUUUGAGAAUCGGUUAGGCUUCGUGGACGCCUUAUGGGCACCCUUCGAGUCCCAGCAGACCUCCGUGGACGUCCGGAACGCCAUGCGCCCGGCCUUCACCGAACUCCGUGAGCUCAUCCUCCGCGACGAUGGAAAGCGUGACGUGGAGGAUUGCGUGGUGGGCAGCAGUUAG
This is a messenger RNA of Durusdinium trenchii, 1383 nucleotides long. Lineage: Eukaryota; Dinophyceae; Suessiales; Symbiodiniaceae. The record is from the annotation of a GenBank genome assembly.